This is a messenger RNA of Salmo salar (Atlantic salmon), 2580 nucleotides long. The record is from RefSeq and is a predicted model, not a curated record. Lineage: Eukaryota; Metazoa; Chordata; Actinopteri; Salmoniformes; Salmonidae.
CUGUAAAGUAGACUCGGUGGACUGUGGAGUGCUCGCCUUUGUACUGCAGUAUCAAAAGGAAUUCUACUGUAUAAACCUGGAUAACAACAACAUUUCAGACUAUGGCAUUCGGCAGCUAAAACCAUUGUUCAGUAACCUGACCACCUUAAGGUAAAGAGGAGUAAUCGCCUCAGAAAUAUUACAAAACUAUUUCUGGCUGACCCAUUCUGUUCUGGGUUGGUCAAGCAUGACAACAAUUGCACGUUCCCCAUAGUUUGUAAUUAUUCCUAAUGGUUUGUAAUUAUGCUAUGCAGGCUUUGUGACAAUCAAAUCCGAGAUGAGGGUGUGGCUAUAUUUACAAAUGAAUUUCUGAAGUACAAAGCGUUAAAGGGACUCACACUUUUCACCAAUCAAAUCACUGACAUUGGCGCAAAACACAUUGCAAGGAUUAUUGAAGAGUGCCCCCAUUUCCGACGGCUUGCACUUGGAAACAACAGAAUUACCGGUGAGGGAGGGAGGUACUUGGCUAAUGCGAUUCAAAGGAGCAAAGCCAUCUACUAUGUGGGCAUGUGGGGUAACAAAAUUGGAGAUGAAGGAGCUAAACACUUUGCAGAGGCCAUCAGAAACCAUCCCAAUUUGUCAGCUGUGAGCCUUGCUGCCAAUGGAAUAACAUUCAGUGGAGGGAAAAGUCUGGCUGCUGCACUCAAAGAGAACACAGUUCUCAAGAGUCUCUGGUUGCAUGACAAUGAGUUGACAGACGAUAAUGCAGCAGAUUUUGCUGAAGUAAUAAGGUCCAGUACAACAAUACAUCAACUCUGGUUCAUAAACAACAAGAUGACGGUGAAUGGAGUCAGGCUACUGGCCAGUUCCCUUCAAUACAACCCAUCAAUUACAAUGUUGUGCAUGAAGGAUAACCUGCUUUCUGCCGAGGAAGUGAAGGAGUUUGAGAACGAGACCAGAAUGGUCUUCUGAUCAACAGCUGUAGGUGGAGCAGUGGCUGAUGCAGGACAUGCAUACAGUAGAACUAUAUACAUAGACAUAAACAAAAAUAUUAUUUUAUUUUUUAUUUAUUAUUUCUAUUUAUACUUUGCACUUUCUUCCACUACAAAUCUACCAUUCCAGUGUUUUACUUGCUAUAUUGUAUUUACUUUGCCACCAUGGCCUUUUUUUGCCUUUACCUCCCUUAUCUCACCUCAUUUGCUCACAUUGUAUAUAGACUUAUUUUUCUACUGUAUUAUUGACUGUAUGUUUGUUUUACUCCAUGUGUAACUCUGUGUUGUUGUAUGUUGUCGAACUGCUUUGCUUUAUCUUGGCCAGGUCGCAAUUGUAAAUGAGAACUUGUUCUCAACUUGCCUACCUGGUUAAAUAAAGGUGAAAUAAAAUAAAAUAAAUAAUUAAUUAAUUAAUUAAUCACUCAGAUGUACUGGAUAUAUCGUGAGCAUGACAUGACACAUUUUUUUCUUCAAUUAAAACAUUGCAUAAUUGAGAGCACAAUUUCGAUAGAGAUGUUUAAAAAUAUAUAUUUGAUCAAUAAUGCUGAAUUAUAAAUAUUGCAUCUUUCCAUAACUACACUGUUUAACUAUUAAUUAUUGUCAAAUACAACAUAGUGUACAGAAAGCACAUCAGAAAAUAAGUACAGAUAUAUACAGUAUAUACAGAUAUACUGUAUGGUUUCACUGAUCUCUUUCACGUACUCUUCAAUCUGUGAGCCAAUAUUUUAUCUUUUUUUAACUACAUUACGUUAUUAGUAUGCUGAUAGUUGUUGUUUAGGUAAUAGUAAAGUUGUAUUUAAUCAUAACUCAUUCUAUUUUGUGAUGUUAUUUGUAAUUAAGUUGUAGUACUGGUAAACAUUUGUAUGUCCAUUUAAUGCAGGUCACCAGUGAAAACAUUAUUGUUUUAUUUUUUGAGUUGUAUCAAAUAAAUAUGUCUAUUUGAUAAAUAUGUCUAUGGGGCGGCAGGAUAGCCUAGUGGUUAAAGCGUUGGACUAGUAACCGAAAGGUUGCAAGUUCAAAUCCCUGAGCUGCCAAGGUACAAAUCUAUUGUUCUGCCCCUGAACAAGGCAGUUAACCCCACUGUUCCUAGGCUGUCAUUGAAAAUAAGAAUUUGUUCUUAACUGACUUGCCUAGUUAAAUAAAGGUAAAUUUAAAGAACAGGAUUGCGAUUAUGAUUCUUUUUUUUUCUCAAUAAACAUCUAAAUUUAAAACUACAAAACUGUAGUGCCUACACAAUACUUUAUAAUGAUUGUGGGAAAGUAAUACAGUCUUAGUUUAUUCUAAAUGUAUGGCUCUGGCUACAUCUCUGAGUUUAUCCAGAACGCUGAAUGCUGCGGGGAGGUGUUAAAUCAAUGUGAAUAACAGAAUAAUUGAUGUGUUUAUUAUUUGUUUAUUUGUCUGUCUUAUACCGCCCAUGGAACUCUUCAUAUCAUAAUAUAUCAGGUAUGUUGUAAUUGUUGUAAUUGUUGUAAUUGUAUGUAACAUGAUGGACUGACUGGUUUAAAUGCGUAUGAUGUAUAUGUGAUGUAUAUGUGAUCCUUUUAAAUGGAAGGUGAUGCCAAAGAAACAUGUCCAUCCUGGAUGGACAAUAAAGUUUUAUUAUAUUCCA